Rhizophagus irregularis DAOM 181602=DAOM 197198 is the source of this 1548-nucleotide messenger RNA. Lineage: Eukaryota; Fungi; Glomeromycota; Glomeromycetes; Glomerales; Glomeraceae. The record is from RefSeq and is a predicted model, not a curated record.
AGGAUGGUCCAUUAUACAAAAAGGACCAGUUGAACAAUUAUACAAGAGAUUCAAAUAAAGAAGUUGCUUUAAAAUGUUUACAUAAUUCACAAGAAUCCAUCGAUUCUUUAAUAAAUGAGGCUAAAAAAUAUCCAACAAAACAUGAAGCAUUUCAAAUAUUGUAUGGAAUAUCUCAAAAUCCAGAUACAGGAAAUUAUAUUUUUGUUCUUAUCUGGACAAGUGGAAAUGAAAAAAUUGAUGAUUUCAUCCAAGAAAGGCAAUUACAAAUAAAUGACUAUAAUGAUGUAGUAUUUGAAUGGAUACUAUACAGUCAGUUUAAUGAUAUUAAGGAAAUAGGUAAAGGUGGUUUUUCUACAGUAUAUUCAGCAGAAUGGAGGGAUGGUCCAUUAGAGUAUGAUGUAGAUAAAAAAAUCUAUAAUAGAAAUCCAAAUAAAGUAAUUGCUUUGAAAUGUUUGCAUAAUUCCCAAAGUAUUACAGACAAAUUUUUAAAUGAGGUUAAAGAGUACUCAAUAAAUAAAAGUAGUAAUAUUCUUAAUGUAUAUGGAAUAUCUCAAAAUCCAGAUACAAAAGAAUAUAUUAUGGUUCUCCAAUAUGCAAAAGAAGGCAAUUUUAAUCAUUGGAUAAAUAAAAACUAUGAAUAUUUUAAUUGGAAGGAUAAACUAUCUGCAUUAAUCGAUAUUAUUAAUGGUCUUAAAGAAAUUCAUCAAAGAAAUUUAGUUCAUCGUGAUUUUCAUACAGGAAAUAUAUUAUUUUUGAAUUUCAUAAAUCAUUUUAGUAAUUGUGUAUUAAUUUCAGAUAUGGGAUUAUCUGGAGAAGUUGAUAAUAUAGAUGAAACAAAAAUUUAUGGAGUUAUGUCUUAUGUGGCUCCUGAAGUAUUAAGAGGAAAACCUUAUACUCAAGCAGCAGAUAUCUAUAGUUUUGGAAUGAUAAUGUAUUUUGUAGCAACUGGAAAACAACCUUUUGGCAAUCGUGCACAUGAUUAUGAUUUGGCAUUAGAUAUUUGCAAAGGAGUUAGACCUGAAAUAAAUAAAUCAGAAGUACCAAGAUGUUAUUUUGAUUUAAUGAAAAAGUGUUGGGAUUUAGACAAAAAUAAUAGACCAGAUGUUUUUGAGUUAGAUAAAUUAAUCAAAUCAUUUUAUGGGUUAUAUGUGGAGGAUUUAGUUAUUUUUGGGAAUGAAGAAAUUAAAAUACAAUUUGAGGAAACAGAAGAAUAUAGAAAAACAAAUUUUUCACCCACUGAAAACUACCAAACAGUUACCCAUCCACAAGCUAUUUAUACAUCUCGAUUACUUAAUCAUAUUACAAAAGAACUUCCAAAAAAUGAGGAUGAUUAUAAUUCUCAAUCUUUGGAUUAUUGUGCACUCCCAAUUAGAAAUGAUAUACAAUGAAGCAUAGUAGGAUAAUAAAAUUUUGUUUAACAUUUGAUAUAUACUGUAUGUAUAACUGCUAUUUUAUAAGAAUUUACAAUUAUAUAGUUUAGUCCAACACUGUGUAUGGAUAUGUAAUUUUUUUUACAUGAAUAAAUUAGUUUGUAAUUGGACAUAUUAA